AUGGUGACCUAUUGGAUUCUUAAUUCACUAUCAAAGGAGAUAGCAGAUAGUGUAGAAUAUGCUAAUGAUGCAGUUGAACUGUGGAGAGAACUAGAAGAUCGAUAUGAACAGACCAAUGGUGCGAGAUUGUACCAAAUUCAGAAGGAGAUCAAUGAUUUAUCCCAGGGUACUUUGGAUAUCACUACCUUCUAUACUCAGCUGAAGAAGCUUUGGGAAGAACUGAGCACCUUGAAUGCAAAGACACAAUGCAGCUGUCAAUGUACUUGUGGUGCCAAGGAGAAUAUGCACAAAACAAAACAGGACAGGAGAUUGAUUCAAUUCCUUAUGGGAUUGAAUGAAGUUUAUACAGCAGUAAGGGGUGGCAUUCUCAUGAUGAAUCCACUACCUUCAAUGGCACAAGCCUUUUCACUGCUUAUUCAAGAUGAAAAGCAACGAGAGAUGAAACCUACAAAUAAUUUGUCUGCAGAAUCUGUUUCCCUUCAUGUCAAUACUUCAGGAAAUGCCAACAAUUUUGGGAACAAUAACUUCAGAACCAAUUAUGCCCCCAAUGCUAACUUUCCAAACACUAACAGAACUAGACCAUUCUGUGAUUACUGCAAACGCCUAGGUCAUACUAAGGGCAAAUGCUUCAAGCUUCAUGGUUAUCCUCAGGGCCACAAUCAUAACUUCAAGUAUAACAAAAAUAAGAGGGUAAUAGCCAAUGCACAUGUCACUUCUCCAGAUGAAACAUGUGCUAAAACAGAUGAAUUUGGACCCAAAGAUAAAAGCGAGAAUCUAAACUUGUCUAAGGAACAAUAUGGUCAAUUACUCAGUAUCUUGCAACACUUUCAUGGGAAUAGCGGGGGAGAAAGCUCAAAGAGGACAAACCAUGGGACUGGUACUGUGAACCUUGUUGCAGGACCCACACCUUUUGCAGAUUCUGGGGCAUCCCAUCAUAUGACUUUCAAUAGAUCUUCUUUGCUAGACAUUACAAUACUACCAUAUCCUUUGUUGGUUACUCUCCCAAAUGGUUAUAAGGCCCCUUCAAUGAAGAGGCCUCUGGAGAUUG
Molecule: messenger RNA, 1048 nt
Organism: Nicotiana tabacum (common tobacco)
Lineage: Eukaryota; Viridiplantae; Streptophyta; Magnoliopsida; Solanales; Solanaceae
Source: RefSeq, a predicted model, not a curated record